Hyaloscypha bicolor E is the source of this 701-nucleotide messenger RNA. RefSeq lists its product as uncharacterized. NCBI's taxonomy places the organism in Eukaryota, Fungi, Ascomycota, Leotiomycetes, Helotiales, Hyaloscyphaceae. Gene Ontology annotation, biological process: transmembrane transport; basic amino acid transport. Gene Ontology annotation, molecular function: basic amino acid transmembrane transporter activity. The coding region runs from base 1 to 591 and encodes 196 amino acids. The record is from RefSeq and is a predicted model, not a curated record. The transcript is spliced from 4 exons. Gene Ontology annotation, cellular component: fungal-type vacuole membrane.
AUGCUCCGCCGAGUUGAUUUCCUCGGAGUGGUGUUUCUAUGCAUCUCCAUUGUCUGCGGUCUUCUGGUCCUCGACCUCGGAGGGCAACGGAUGCCCUGGACAGAUCCGAAAAUUCUGCUUUUGCUAGGAGCUUCUGUGAUGGCUUUGAACGUUCUUGUUUUCGUGGAAACAGCCUGGGCAAAAGAGUCGAUUUUUCCACUUCGUCUUCUGUUACAUCGAGAUACUGAAGCGCAAGGAGCUAUGAUAGUGCUCAUCCCAUUGUAUUUCCAAGUCCCAGCGCAUGUUACACACAACGCCGGUGCCCACUUGAUGCCUUCUGUGAUAGGCAAUGCAAUCGGUGGUCUUCUGGCAGAUUUUGUUAUCAAAAGGACCGGAAGAUACAAAUUAAUCGCCGUAAUUGGCGUCGCUGCGUCCUCAACAUCCUACAACCUCAUGAUACUUCGCUGGCACGGAAAUAUUUCCUUCCUCGAAUCUCUGUGCAUCAUUCCCGGCGGAUUCGGCAAUGUAUUGCAAUAUUGGCUGUGUUCGUGGCUCUCACAGCGGGAAUUGAGCACUGUGAAAUGGCGAUUGGAAGUUCGUGGCUAUAUUUGAGUUCUAACGUUGGCAUGGUUGCGGGAAUCAGCACUGUCUCUGCUCUGCUGCAAAGUACAUUAAGCAAACAGUUGAGGAUAUUUUUGGAAGGGGUUGAUGCGAUGCAAGAU